CUCUUCUCAUGGGAACUUGGGCGCUGAGCUAUGCGCCGCAUUCUCAUUCCAACCGUUACUGCUGCUUGGCGCGCAACUAACUUCUUCAAUACUCGUACAAGUAUUCCUUUGUAAAAGUCAAUGUAGUACUCGUAUCAUCGAAAAGUAUCUGUGCAACAUGUUAUCCAUAAUAAUAACAACCUCAUCAAGCAUCGCAACAACCCACCAGCGCCGAUUGCCAUCGACAAAGCAUUUUGCUAUUUCAACCGUUUCGCUGUUGUUCUGCUUCCUGUUGGCUGCCAACCUCCCAUCUCCGCUGGGGGCUGCAGCACGCCAUCCACUGCAUGCGCUACGUUCUCGCCAUUGGCGCCCAUCAUCACCGCCUUGCACCGACUAUGAAAUGCUGAUCAUCAAUACCGAAUAUUGCGUCUCGCGCUGUCCCAUCCGUUGCAACAAUGGUAGCUGCUUUGAGGAUGGCAUCUGCCCCUGCGCCGACUCCUAUCAAACCUCGUUCGAGAAACAAACUCUGGUAUGUGCUGCCGAAUGUUUACCCGGCUGCAUUAGUGCUGGUGGUUUUUGCGCCGCGCCUGAUCUUUGUCUCUGCAGCCGUGAGGGGUACUAUUUCGAUGCGGUGGCGCGCCGUUGCCGCGAAUACCACCUUUUCAGCGAUCGUUGUUUUGGGCGUUGUUUGUACGGCAAAUGUACGGCGAAUGGAGAAUGCAUUUGCGCGCAAGGAUAUGUGGUUCAGCAGGCGACGUUUGGCCAGCUGUGUGCACCCGAGUGUAAACAAGAUUGUGGUAAAUACGGCUUCUGUUAUCUACCAAAUAUGUGCGCUUGUCGAAAGAAAGACUAUCACUACGAAUACGAUGGCAAGUGUCAUGAGGACUACAUUCAUCUGGAGCAAUAAUAUCGCUUAGAAUAUUAUUUGACUGAGUUUUAAAGCUAAUUUAUUAAGGUUUAUUUAUAAGUUGUCAUAAAUAUAGCAUAUAUAUUUAUUUUUUUAAUAUACACACCAUGAAUUGAUUAAAAGAUUAAGAAAUUAAUAA
Rhagoletis pomonella (apple maggot) is the source of this 1025-nucleotide messenger RNA. Its product is annotated as wnt inhibitory factor 1. Lineage: Eukaryota; Metazoa; Arthropoda; Insecta; Diptera; Tephritidae. The record is from RefSeq and is a predicted model, not a curated record. The transcript is spliced from 3 exons. The coding region runs from base 158 to 886 and encodes 242 amino acids.